GUUGUAUCGUCCGUUCUCAUUGCGUUCUGUGCCUGUCGCAUCGUCGUCGUCGUCGUCGUGUUUCCGUCGUAAUGUGCCUAUGACGAGGUGAUGAACGGCCGACGUCGUAGUGUCGAGCGGCGUAGUGACAUAGUGUUCGUCGUCCUGCCGAUGGACGAUGACGAUUAACGAAGCGGACAGCAACAACGUGGUGAUCGUCCGUGGACGCGAGGGAGGGAAAACAGUGUGCUCUUUGUGAUCUAGUGUACUUACUUGUAUAAUUUCGCAUAUAUAUAUAUAUAUAUAUAUAUACACAUAUAUGUAUUAUAUAUACAUAUAUUUAUACACGCGACGCGUACGGCGUGCAUUCUUGGAUUACGCAUCGUCGCGGAGGAUUCCCGUUUGUGAUCGUCCCUAAUCAGAGGAUCCUAUCUGAGGAUAAUGCGAUAUUGUAGUCGUCGCGCAGUGCGCCAAUAAGCCGCGCGUUCGCAUCUACCUCGUGAAGGCUGGUUAUCGUGUAUAGAGAGAGAAAGCUUUUUCCUCCAAGGAUUGGCGCUGAUACGACUCUAUCAACAACGGCGGUGAUCGGCGUUGGGGUGCAGCCGUUAUCAUCCGGCUCAUAGCACAGUGCCACCCCAAAACGGGAGGGGUGGUUCGCCACUUCGUGUCGCGGCGAUGGUAGCAGCUGCCUCCGCUACGGCCACCGCCACUGCCAGCGUGGUGGCCAUGCAGGACCGCCAGGAUAUCCCCGCGCAAUUCAAUCAAGUAAAUGUUUGACGAGCUCUCAUGACGUUAUCAAUGACGCGACUAGGGAGAAUCCUGAUUCAUACGUUACAUAGAGCGUUUAUAUCAUCUAGAGUAUAGUAAGAUGCAGAGCCAACACGGAAUGCCCCCCCAACCGUACAACUUGGGGUACGGCCAAAGAGGACCAAUGGCAGGAAUGGGGCCAGUCGCGAUGAACAACUUUAACGGCAUGGGCACGAUGAGCCCGAUGCACACUAUGAAUUCCAUGAAUUCGAUGAACAGUAUGAGUGGCAUGAACUCGAUGAAUCCUAUGACGAUGGGAGGCAUGAACGGUAUGAAUAGUAUGAAUGCUAUGAACGCAAUGACACCCAUGAACUCCAUGAGCAACAUGGGUAACAUGGCUAUGAACAACAUGAUGGGACCCAACAACAUGCAAAUGAACAAGCUGCAGGGUCAGCCACAUCAAGGCUAUCCGCGAAGACUAGCGCCCUAUCCGAACCCGACCAUGCACAUGGCACAAAAGCGGCAACAGGUUCCGUACCCGAAUCAGAAUCCAGCGGCUAUGCAGCAGGGCUUCAACGGAAUGACAGCGUCGCAAUACCCGACCAACUAUCCUACUGCUGUGAGACCGAACUUUCAGCAGCAGUAUCAGCCUAUGCAAAACAUGCAUCCCACGGCGGCCGGUUUCGGGCCCGGCGCAAUGAUACGAGCGACGAAUAUGAGACAAACAGCGCCGGCUUACAAUACCGCGUCUCAGACGGCCGCCGCGAACCAAUAUAGCUACGGCAAUAACGGUGUUUGCAUGGUCCCACCCACCUCCGUCGGCAAUCAGUUCGUCGGUCAUCAACCGAACACGGGAUACGGCGGCGGUAACGCGUCGUACGGCGCGUCCACCGUAGCGACCAGUCAAUAUCAGCAGGAUGUAGCGUCAAUGAGAUCGACGAAUGGGGGCAAUGUGAACUAUCAGCACAGUCCCAUUCCCGGUAAUCCGACGCCUCCGUUAACACCUGCCACUAGCAUGCCGCCUUACAUCAGUCCAAAUCCGGAUAUCAAGCCUAAUUUCAAUGAAAUAAAGUCGCCGGUCAGCAUUCAAAAUAAUGAUGAAUUGAGACUAACAUUCCCCGUGAGAGAUGGCAUUAUUCUUCCGCCCUUCCGUCUAGAGCACAAUUUGGCUGUUAGCAAUCACGUAUUUCAACUGAAGCCCACGGUACAUCAAACACUCGCGUGGCGGUCGGAUCUUGAGCUGCAGCUCAAAUGUUUCCACCAUGAGGACAGGCUAAUGAACACCAAUUGGCCGGCGAGUGUGCAAGUUUCCGUUAAUGCGACUCCUCUCGUGAUCGAUCGCGGGGAGAAUAAGACUUCCCACAAGCCCCUCUACUUGAAAGACGUCUGUCAGCCAGGAAGGAACACAAUACAGAUUACCGUAUCCGCAUGCUGUUGUAUGAAUGACCAUUUACAGUCGCAUCUAUUCGUACUCCAACUGGUUCAUCGGCCCAGUGUACGAAGUGUAUUACAUGGAUUACUACGUAAAAGGCUCUUGACGGCAGAGCAUUGUGUAACAAAAAUCAAAAGAAAUUUCAAUAAUACAUUGACGAACAAUGGUAUACAGUCGGAGAAAGAUGUAGUGGAACAAACAGCACUAAAGGUACCUUUAAAAUGUCCUAUCACUUUCAAACGCAUUACACUGCCAGCUAGAGGACACGAGUGCAAGCAUAUACAGUGUUUUGAUUUGGAAUCAUAUUUGCAAUUAAACUGUGAACGAGGUAGCUGGAGAUGUCCAGUAUGCACGAAACCUGCGCAGCUAGAAGGCUUAGAAGUUGAUCAAUAUAUGUGGAGCAUUUUGAAUACAUUAAAUGCCACGGAAGUUGAUGAGGUAACGAUAGACUCGCUCGCUAAUUGGAAACCCGCGAAGAACUUAACUGGUAUUAAGUCCGAGGAAGAGAACGAUUGUAAAAGAACGACCAAGGCUAUGUCGCCGGGCAGUAUGAAUAUGCCCACUAUGAACAAUUGGGACAUGAAUCAAGCUAUGAGUCCUUAUAUACCGCCCGAUAUGAACAGUAUUGUAAGCGGCUCGAUGAUAAACAAUGCAUCUUCCACAUAUGCGAAUAAUAGCAUAAACCACCGGAACACGUCGGGUGGAACAUAUGAGAUAAACUCUGGGACAAAUACUAUCGGCAAUAAUGAUUAUGUCAGUGGAGCUGGUCCACUGUCGCACUUAAAUGAAUCCGUUAACUCUUUAGAUCCUCUCAAUGCUAUGGAGAAGUCACUCAACGAUCAGAUGCCGCAUACCCCACAUACGCCGCACACUCCGCAAUCUACCCCUCAUACGCCGGCUGGUGGAGCCAGCGGUCCGCCGAGCGUUCCACCUGCAUCGCAAGAAUCUACGGGAAAUCAUAACACCUCCGGCAAUACGAAUAUAAAUAAUGACAGCGCGACCGACAUACCAUCGGAUUUGAAUUUCGAUCCCGCUGCAGUUAUAGACGGGGAAGGUACCGGUCAAGAAGCAUUAAAUCUCUUGCCAGACAAUGUGGACGCAAUGGAACUGCUCUCGUAUCUAGAUCCACCGGAUCUAAACACUCCGCCUAGUAGUGGCGCCAGCAGCGGUAACCCUUCGUCCAGCGAUGACAUAUUGGCACUCUUUGAAUAAGAAGAAAAAGAAGAGAAAUAAGAGGCGAGUGGAUAUCUUGUAAAGAUGUAAUCAAACUAUGACCCCCACUUUGUAAUAAUGUGAGAGGGAUGAUGAGAGAGUUGGCAUCUCAUUGCAAAUUCUGGCUAUUUUUGUGCAAAUUUGUCAAGGUUCUAUGAGCUCAAACGAGUUGCGCAAAAUACCCAAUUUCUGACUCUCUGAUACGAGAAAAGACUACUCGAAAGUCUAUUAGAUGCGAGCAUUUGCGAUGAAGAAAUUUAAAUUUUAUCGGGGUCACUAGGUGCUCUCACCUAAUCAAUGGUACAAAUAAUAUUAGUUAUAAUUAUAAUAUUCCUAUUGAAGCUAAGGUUAAAGUGCUAGGAUUAAAGAAACGAUUUUUAACAAUAACACGGUAAACACCAUACUAGUACUUGCGAUAAAGAUAUUAUUGCAUAAACAGCACUUUAUUCUUUCUGCAUCCAUAUUAUAUUAAAUUACGAAAAGUAUUAGCGAAUUUCGGUUGGAUGCUAGUACGCACUGAUGCAUAUAAAGAUUAUUGUACACAAAUUUAUAAUGGCAUAAUAAUUAAAAAAGUAAAAUUAUUAAUAUGAAGAGCUAUUGUUAUUGCUCUUCAAUAUUAUUAAUGAUAACUCAUACAUUAAUAUUAAUUAUCUUAAUGUUUUCAUUAAUUAUGCUUAUAUUGUAAAUUUUUUACAAUAAUCUGUAAUGCAUUGGUGCAUCCAACCGAAUUCGCUAUAAGUCUUUAAAUGUGUUUAAUAACAAACCAAGAAGAUAUUCUAAGAAUGAUUUUGAAAUUGCAUUUUAAAUUACUAGUAUUAUAGCAAAAUAUUCUCUCAGAUUAUGUUACAAGCCAUUAUGAAGGAUGAUAAUGAUCGAUAGAAAAUGUUUAUUAAAAAUUCAUUAAUAUUUUGAGUUUACUUUAAGAUGCAUUUUUCUACAUAUAGAUAGUAUGUUAACUAUUGUUUAUUAACUAUUUAAUAGAAAGAAGACUUUUAGUUUGAAUCGUUUCGAAUAUUUACUUGAGAGAAAAAUUAUGCUAUGCUCAUUUAAAUAUCGCAACUAAAUUUACAUUUACAUUAAAUUUACAAAUUACGCAUUUAAAUUCGCUGUUCUUGCAAUGAGAUCUUUGUGCUCGAAAACCGGUCUAUUUGCAUUCAAGGUUAUGAUAGACCUAUGUCGCAAGAGAAAGAUAACUGUACAGACCUACUUUUGUAAAUAAUUUUAAUCGAAAUAAGUAAGGUAUUCAUCUGUUGGGAAUAUCUCGCCUAUUGAUGGAUAUUAUGCAUAUAGUGUUCCUUUCCUUUAGAUUGUAGUAACAGAUGGAAGUGAAUAAAACUAGGGGAUAUCGGGCUUCACACUGGAAAUUUAAUAACUACACACGUGAUGUAUCUCCCGAGAUAAAAAGAAACAGAUUACAGAUAUAAAAUGCAAGAUAAAACGAAAGACAUGAGAUUGAUUUACAUAGUGCUUUUCAAAGUCUAAUAAUCUUAUUGUUUUAAAAAUAUCCUAACAUUAUAUGCAGAAAUGUUACAUAUGUUUAUCUAUUUAAUUUUGGAUCAUACAUUGAAUAUGUAAAGCGUAUUAUUUGAAAAAUUUUGUUUACCAAUAAGGAUAUUUUGACAUCACAAUUUUCUAUUUUAGACAAGAUUUAAAACCUUGACGAGGAGGAGGAAGGUAAGUUUUCUACGCUUUUUUAAUGUUGCCAACCUCUGAAGAUACAUCAACAUAUUUUCACAUAUAGAAUUUAUUUUCACAUUUUGAUAUGUAUCGAUAUAUGUGUAUUUUGGAUUGACUUUCUAUAAACAGCUACAUUUUUGUAUGAUGUAUACGUGUGAACUAUUUUCAUUAGGUUAAUAUAUUUUUAUAUGUUUUUUACAAUUACACUUACUGUUAUUAUCGAUUUGCGGAGGAAAACUGCAUCGGUUAUUGGCCGCUAAGUAAACUUUUCAUUAUAUUCGUGAUAAGAUCUAUUUUUCAGAAAAUAUGUCGGUUGUGAAGAGCGAAAGAUUUAAAUUCUGCAGAAAGUUAAUAGCAAUAUUUACGCAAGGCCUUAAGAAAUCGUGCACUAUAUAAUCCACGUAUAAUCAAAUCUUACAUAAGGAGAGGAAGAAUCAAAACUUUUCAUGGGAGAAAUAUAUUGCAGAAUAAUUAUGUACAGGCGCGCUUAAACUUAUUAUUUGCACAGGACAAUUAUGAUCGCAAUUGCAAUAAUUCAGCAUGCGAAAAUAAAUUCUGUAUAUCUUCUUACACAAUCUAGCGAUAAACCUGAUUUGUCGUUUAAUAAAAACGUAUAAAUCAGAUAUAUCCGUAUAUAUAUAUAUGAAAAGAUACUGCCAGAGUGAUACCGCCCAAGGCCCCCUGCUUGUGUAGUGGUUAUAAACAUUGUAUCUUUUGUGAUUAAAAGAGAAGAUAUAUAUAAUACUUAAAGAGCGCGACACGUAUAGAUUAUACAGAUUUUAUAUAAAGAUGUAUUUAUAUUCCAGUGUGUGCAACGCGCAAGCGCACAGUGAAGGAUUAUAGACACACAGUCAAGUUUCUAUUCAUAUAACUACUAUAACAUUAUUAAAAUUUAGAUUUUAAUAUUACUUGUAUUAAGCGCGACUAUUGUAUAUUAUUUGUAUAUAUGAUAAAUAGAAUAAUAAUAUAAGAAAAAUGGCAGAUAUAUACUUAUUGGCCAGUUAUAAUAUAGCAAAAUAAUUCUCCUAAUUAUUUCUCAGAGAACCAAAACAUACACGAGAUAUAUGAGAAUACCUUAAACUAGGGAAUGUAACGUGUAAAUGGCUGAUGAAUGGCUGACGAUAACAAGUACAGUCAAAUAUUGUACUGUUAUUUCUAAUAGAAUUAUUACUCUCUUACUUGAUAAAAAAAAAA
This is a messenger RNA of Formica exsecta, 6241 nucleotides long. It is a transcript of the gene tna, whose product is annotated as zinc finger MIZ domain-containing protein 1. Gene Ontology annotation, biological process: regulation of transcription by RNA polymerase II; protein sumoylation. The coding region runs from base 848 to 3370 and encodes 840 amino acids. The record is from RefSeq and is a predicted model, not a curated record. The transcript has 10 exons. Gene Ontology annotation, molecular function: SUMO ligase activity; zinc ion binding. Lineage: Eukaryota; Metazoa; Arthropoda; Insecta; Hymenoptera; Formicidae.